This is a messenger RNA of Schistocerca gregaria, 8577 nucleotides long. RefSeq names its product N-acetylgalactosaminyltransferase 6 (gene Pgant6). The transcript has 12 exons. The record is from RefSeq and is a predicted model, not a curated record. NCBI's taxonomy places the organism in Eukaryota, Metazoa, Arthropoda, Insecta, Orthoptera, Acrididae. Gene Ontology annotation, cellular component: Golgi apparatus. Bases 888 to 2696 code for a protein of 602 amino acids.
CAAUGACAUUCGGUACAAUAGAAGGGGUCACUGUAAUACAGGCGGCCGUGAUUUAGCCCUAGCGCAAAUGCGCGAAGCGGCUGUAGUAGCAAUUAUGACAGCUUUUAAAUAUGUUUCCAUGUUAAUGAAAGAAGCAGUUAGUCUCGAGCGCAAAAAUUAUUUUACUGGACGGUUGUACGUCUUUUCGAAAUUCAUCAAUGUUUCUGUUUUAUUUGACAGCCAACACAGCUCGUAUUUUACCGUUUAAUCUUCGUUUAUUGACAUUUUUUCUCUUUUACCAGCACCGACUGACAAUCAUUUUUAUCACCUACAAAUUUAUUACAUUAACGUUAUCGCUGCACAGAGAUUUCGUACUGCACGAUAAGCCCUGAAGUUCCGACGGAAUUGUUGUGGGUGUUGGAACUGGAAGUGAAAGUGAAAGCAGAUGUUAGGUGUGCGAUGUUAGAUGUGUCAAAUAACUCGACCAGCCAAGAAGCGCGACGUGUACGAGUUGAAAUGACAGUCCAAUAGUGCAGUGAAAGCUGUCAGUUAUAUUUUACGGCGCUAACUUCUGGAACAGGAGUAACUGUUGACACGUUUUCCCUUCCUAUUUAAUGAGUGAAUAUAAAGAAUGAAGCCGAUUAGUGAUAACACAAGGAGAUAGUGGCUGGGCAGAAUAAGCGAUUCAUCAGAGUUUUACGUGUUGUUAAAGACACCACAUUUUUAUGUGUCAUUUGAAAGAAUUAAGACUCAGAUAUAAAAUAGUUACUAGAAGAGACGAGAAACUGGAACUAGUGGAUACUGUGUUUUAUAAGAAAUAUUCAGCGUAGAUCCCGGUUGUUGUGAUUAUAUUACUAAUUUUAUCAGGACAUCCUGAAACAGUAUGUUUUACGGAGGUACAACAGUGAAUGAUGCGACGCAACAUAAGAAGCAUCUGCCGAUUCCUGCUGUCGGCUGCUGCAACAGUGGUGCUGACAGUUUUGGUUUUUAGACUCAUUCGUCAGAAUGAAAUCAUGACACCCAGACUCGAAGCUCAUGGUGCAGAGCCACUGCCGCCGCAGGCUCAACAUUUGGUGAAUAAUAAAGGAGCUGCUGGUGCAUCUGAAAAAAUUGAUUGGCAUGAUUACAAGCAAAUUGAGAGAGAUGCCUUACGCAAGGGAAUUGGUGAACACGGGAAACCAGCAAACCUUAGUCCUGAAGAGUCCGCACUUAAAGAAUCUCUGUACAGAGAAAAUGGUUUCAAUGCUCUCCUCAGUGAUAAGAUUGCUCUGGACCGAGCUUUACCUGACAUUCGCCACAAGGGGUGCAAGUCAAAGAAGUACUUGAAAAAACUUCCCACAGUGAGCAUCAUUGUUCCAUUUCAUAAUGAACACUGGAGCACACUUCUGAGGACUGUCGUCAGUGCGAUCAACAGAUCUCCCCCAGAAUUACUCAGGGAGAUAAUACUUGUUGAUGAUUUUAGCUCUAAAGAGCAUUGCAAAGAGAAACUUGAUAAAUACGUAGCUGAAAAUCUACCCAAAGUCAAAGUUAUUCACUUACCUGAAAGAUCUGGUCUUAUUCGGGCACGUUUGGCUGGUGCAAGAAAAGCAACUUCAGAUGUUCUUAUUUUCCUUGACUCACAUACAGAAGCUAAUGUUAACUGGCUUCCACCUCUCUUAGAACCAAUUGCAGAAGAUUAUCGUACUUGUGUCUGCCCUUUCAUUGAUGUCAUUGCAUAUGAAACAUUUGAGUACAGAGCUCAAGAUGAAGGAGCUCGUGGUGCUUUUGACUGGGAGUUUUUCUACAAGAGGCUGCCACUUCUACCUGAAGAUCUAAAACAUCCAACAGAACCUUUCAGGAGCCCAGUAAUGGCUGGAGGAUUGUUUGCUAUCAGCUCUAAAUUCUUUUGGGAACUGGGUGGCUAUGAUGAGGGACUUGAAAUCUGGGGAGGUGAACAGUAUGAGCUCUCUUUCAAGAUUUGGCAGUGUGGUGGACAAAUGGUAGAUGCACCAUGUUCUCGUGUGGGCCACAUUUACAGAAAGUUUGCUCCAUUUCCUAAUCCAGGGAAAGGCGAUUUUGUUGGAAGGAAUUAUAGGCGUGUUGCUGAAGUAUGGAUGGAUGAAUAUAAAGAAUAUUUGUAUAAAAGAAGACCUCAUUAUCGAAAGAUUAAUCCUGGUGACCUCAGCAAACAAAAGGAACUCAGGGAAAGAUUGCACUGUAAGCCAUUUAAGUGGUUUAUGGAGGAAGUUGCAUUUGAUCUCCCAAAGAAGUAUCCACCUGUUGAACCACCAGAUUUUGCUUAUGGAGAGAUACGUAGUGUGGCUGCACCAGAGUUAUGUGUUGAUACAAAUUUUGUUGGAACUGAAAAACCAUUUGGUUUGAAGGAAUGUGUGAAAGAUCGGAAAAAUGCCAAAGGACAGCAGAACUUCACAUUGACGUGGCACAAGGAUAUUCGCCCCACUGGACGGACUGUGUGUUGGGAUGUAUCUAGUACUGAGAGUAAGGCCCCUGUAACCCUCUACGGUUGCCAUGGUUUACAGGGGAACCAGUUGUGGAGGUAUGAUCCGGUGAACCAGUGGCUUGUGCAUGGAGGAAAUCCACGGUGCUUGGACUGUGAUCCAGGUAGUCUAAAAAUGUAUGUUACCAAGUGUGAUGGUGCAUCUUUAACACAGAAGUGGAGGUUUGAAAACAUUGAUUUCAAAGCUUUAGCAAAUUGGGACAAUGUUGGGCCUCAUUGAAUUUUGGUAAUACUCCUCAUCAAUUUGUUCUCAUGAGUCAUAUAAAAAGAAAAGAAGCUAUAUAAUCGAUAUUUGACACAGCAGUGUGAACUUGAAAAGUAUAUACAUUUUAAUUAAAUAAUUAGUGUGUUACAUUCUGUGUGGUCUCUUUUCACAUGGUAAUAGGUUGACUUUACUUCAAAUAGCUAGCCUGACAAUUUCAUUGUUUAUUGACACUGGAUUUAGUUUAAAUGUUUACUAAUUGUAUGAAAAUGAGGACAACUUGAUGAUUAGUAAUGUACUGGAGAUGGAAACUAUGUAAAUGUAAUUAUUUUCAGUUUUCAACUGUGAACUCAAUGGGUGUGCUUGUUGUCACUUGCUUACAAAACAUAUACUGAAGAAAAUAAGUAGCUUGCAUGAGUGCAUACGUGUAUCAGUUCCUUUUUCUAAAGUGCUAAAUAAAUUGACAUGUUCAUCUUCUGCAUGAGUGGCACUAUUGAUGUUUGAUCUCUAAAAGACUGAUAGCCAUUGAUAUAAUUACUAAUGAAGGGUGCUCAAUUUUGCAUUUAUUUAUUUUUAGUCUCAGCUAAAAGGUUUGGAUGCUGUUUUCUCUUUCUGCAUAGGGUAAAUAAUUUUGUACUGUUGGGGUGUAAUUGUUCUGGGAUUUACAUGUAUUUUUUUGUUUUGGUAAAUGUGUGCAGCUUCAUGUUUGAAAACAGAUUUUGUAAUCUAUCCAGCUACAAUUUAUCAGUACAGAAAAUGUGCUGUUGCCAUACAUUACAUAUUGUAAAAGUGAAAGAAGUAUCCGGCAAGAAUGAAGAAGCCACAUUCUGUACAGAUGCUUUUCACAAUGCUAGCAGAAACAUGUAGAAGUAGAACUGCAUAUGUGAAUGUAUUGUUUUGACCUUUUUAUAUACUGUACAAAAUGCAUAUCUUGUCAUUUUGGUGUCAUGCUAACUUACUGUUUCCUCCUGGUUUCUAAUAACACUAUAUUUUCUUCUGUUUGAAUCCCAGUGCAUGUUUUGGUUCAAGAAACAUAGGCUCAGUUGUUACUUUUCUGUUUCUGAUUUUUUUUGCUACCAACAUAUUAACUUCAUCUCAAAUAUUUAAUCCUAGCCUGUUUACUGUAAAUUGUAUGAAUGGAAGAAAGCAAAUUUACUGUAAGAGUACUUUUUGAUGUCUGUGACACAUGAAUUUGACACAAAAAACAAUGGAUCAGUUUGCCAUUUAUUUGCUUACAACUUUCUUUAACUGAUUGAUAUGAAUGUGGUAUGAAUCCUAUAGUCAAGUUUUGUAAUUGAUUUGUCAGACAGCUAGGUAUUUCCAAUACAGUUAUCAAUUUUUGUCUUCAUUCCUAAUAGUAUGUAAAUGGUUCAUAUAACUGCUCUUAAUAACUACAGUUAUUGUUUGAUUCAGUUUGGUAAAUGGUACACAUUGGUACCAAAACAUAUUAAUUUUGAAACUGACAUAGUUUUCUUUGAGUGAACUACUUCAAUUUUUACUGAGAGAGAAACUCAGAGAAUGUGUUAACCAGUAUGGUUGAGGGAGUCCCACAUUAAUAAAAUUAAAUAUGGGAAAUCUGAUUUAAAAUAUCUGCAUAAUGUAUCUAACUUUCCUUAAUUUAUUCUUGUCUUUUAUAAUAUAUAUUGAUUAAGUGGCGCAGGCUGCUGUUUUUCCCCAGGUGUCAGCUUCUUCUCCUAAUGGUAUUUUUCACUCAACAGUUCAGAUUCUUUUAUAAUUUUAUACAGUAAGGGAGCUAAUAGACGUGGCAACAUUAAACAUGGGCUGGAACAUAGUAUUUAUGAGAGUACUAAUGAACACCAAAUAGCAGAGACACUGAUCUUUGGCUAGAUUGGAUGUAGGGGGAAUGGAAGGUGUGUGCUGUGGGAAGUGAGAGGAAUAGGACAAGAUAAAAGAUAGGGUCAGAAAAGAUAUUAUUCGAGUGGAACAUGUGAGUGCAUGUAAGGCCAUUGUAGGGAACUGCUUAGAGAAACAUUCAGAACAAAGGAGAGAAUACGGAGGGGCAGUGAAAGAUCUGUCAUACUCCAAGGAUAAAAUAAUGAUUAGUUACAAGUGAUGAUGCAGUGUGAAGUAGAAAAGUGAAAAGUGAGUGGGAGGUUUGUGUGGGAAGGCACUUAAUCAGUCCCUCCUACUAUCGCCCCACCACCUCCCCCUGCACAGUCUGUUUUCCUCAAUACUUCUGCUAUAAUACAACUAUUAUUAUCAUCAUAUAUUCUAAAGAGAAAAAUCAUGAAAAUAUAUUUUGUGCCAAGGUUUAAAAUUUAAGAAACAUAAAGAGCUUGAAAUAAAUGCUUUUUAAUUUAUUGUUUUUUAUAUACGCAAUGUUGAGAUAAGAUGAUAGUUCAUAAAGUGUGGUCACUAGUGCAACAAAAGAGUUUUGCAUAGAGAUACAUUUCCUUUUAUCCAAAAUCUCUUUUCUUAUAUCUGACUUGAGAGCUGGAUGUUAUGUGAAGUCCUCUCCACUUCCAUUUUAUGUGCCUACUGCAAAAUCCAUGUCCAACUGAGUUUGUGUCCUGUUGUCACUGAAUGGUCUGUAGGUGUAAUGGUGACUUAAAAUUGUCCCCCUUUUCCUUUUUGUGUCUUUUCUCGUAAUAAGAAGUCCUCAGUGUUCUCUCUCUCUCUCUCUCUCUCUCUCUCUCUCUCUCUCUCUCUCUCUCUCUCUCUCUCUCCCCCUCCCUCCCCCUCCCUCCCUCCCCCUCUCCCCCAAGAUAGAAAAUGGCAAAAUAGUUUCUACUUUGGUAAGCAUUAUCAUAAUUCACACUUCUUUUCUCAUGGAAAGUAAAAAUGACAAACCCUAAAUUAGGAACCACAUACCAUACUGAAGUUUCAGAAAAUUUUAUUCAAAAUGUUACGAAGCUUAUAACAGAUGAAGAUGCAGUCUUAUAUUUUAGGAUAUUGCUGCUUGGUUUGAUUAUAAAUUUCUGUUGUAUGGUAGAUGAUAAAUUUUUACUAAUAACCAGCAUUUCUCCAUUUGUAAUCCUCAUAUUUUUAUUCAAUUUCUAUAGAAUACCUUCUUUGGAGCCCACGUCUUCAUUCACUAUGUCUUCAAACCUGAUAUUAUUCUCUGUGUGUAUAAUGGUCAUUUGACUCUAUGUUGAAUGUUAAGAAUUUUCUUCUUAGGCUGUUUGCCUCUCCAUGUUGGCUUUGUUCUUCUCAUAAGAUCUCUUACCUGAGGCGUAAAGAAAUUCUGAACUCAGUUCAUUUUCUAUACUUUUCUCUCAUUGUACUAUCAUCUUACUGGUACAUAAAAAUGAUAAUAUUAUAUGUGUAAUUUUGUGCUAGAUCUUUCUUGAAACUCAAGUUUUUCAUAUAUGAACAUUGCGUAUGCAGCUAUCUUGCAGUCUCUCUAACUUCCCAUUCUCCAGUAUUAUACACUUACACAUGCGAAGACUUCCCUCUCAUUCAUUAUCUGCUUUGUAUUCUCAUGACACUUUUCCUUUAAAACAUAGUUACUGGUACAUGCUUCAUUAUGAGUUAUUUAUAGUAAGGUUCCAUCCACUUCGAGUUCAGUACAUUUUGAUACCUGUUGAGCAGAAACAGACACCAUUUAUUGAUAUUUUCCUAGUAAGAUAUACCAGUUUGAGGAGAUACUGCCAGCAACUGUACCUGUGCAUACUAUUUUUUCUAUAGUGCCUUACCGUACAUUGUAUAGUGGAAACAAACUGACUGUUACACUCUAAAUUCUGCUUAUCAUUUGUAUAUUUUUGGUAAAUUGAACAUCAAGGACAUCAUUAUAAAAAGAAAGAUGUUGUUAUUGUAAUGUUUUCAGUGAAUUAUUUGAACAUCUGAGCAUAAGAGUUUCUAUAACUUGUUGUAAGAGAUGUCAUGUAAUUGAUGUUCUUAGUAUUGAUGAAUGCUUGUUUACUAUUGAUCUCAAAAUGGAAACAAAUAUGUAACAUUUGUAAAUACACUGAUGGAAUACACUGAAGAACAUUCAAAUCCAAAGCUGGUUACAAGAUAAAGGCAACAGUAUUUAAUAUUGAUUAAAAUAAAGAAUGCAUUUGACAUGUAUAACAAUAUUUUAGUAGCAUGUAGAGCAACUCCCUAAUGUAUCGUGCAAAGCAAAUAAUCCAUUGUGCAAUAUCUUGCACAAAUGUCUCCUUGUUGCACAUUUUGGCAUGGCAGGUUGACUGUUGUUCGUGGGCAUAAAUUGGAGGUUAGGUGUCGCCCAACUGUGUCUCAUCAACUCAAUAGAGCCAGGGACCAGGGUAGAAGUAGUACAUCUAUGUCUACAUCUACAAUCAGGAAAGCACAGUGAAGUGCAUGGCAGAGGAUGCUUCCCAUUGUACCUCAUGUUAAGGUUUUGCCCUGUUCUAUUCAUGUGUGUGGCAUGGGAAUAAUGACUUCUUAAAUGCUUGUGUACACAUUGUAAUUAGUGUACUGUUUUCAUUGUGGCAGUCUGUGAAAAGCAUAUUGUAGCACUGUUGCAGUAUUGGGAUGCUACUGAAAGAUUGUCACACAAGGUCCAGAUAUUGUUGAAGGAUGGAAGCAACAGGAUACUGGAUAAUGUAUCAUUUUCUGCUCAAGGUAUUUAGGAUAUAUAUCUAAUUCCAUAUGAUUUUCUAAUUUACUACUUAAUUACUAGUGUAUGGCUUGAAUGCUGGGUGUGAACAUAAGUUUUCCUAGACACUUUAUGCUGACUUGGAGAUGAACGUGAUGUCACUUUGAAACUUCCAUUCAUUUUUCCAGAUAUAUUAUUGUUGUUGUUGAAAUAAUGUCAAAGGAAAACAUGCUAGAGGAAUGUGAUGAUGUAGAUUCACUUCCACCAAGCCAUUAUUUGUUGUUCAUGCCUGUAGCAUGAUGUCAAGAGAAAGGUUCCAAUUAAAUGUGAAAAUACUGGCUCACUUCCAGAAACUGAGUGUUAAUAAAUGUGCAAAUGAACUGAUGUCAAGAGCAUAAGUGGAAAAAAAAACUUACUGUACAUCAUUAAAGCAUACCUUUGAGGGGCAUGGUGACUGUGAGAUUUCUCAGUUUCAGUCCAGUAGAUUGGGAGGCCCUUAUGACCCUCUUAUACAGACUUUUGUAAUGUAUUGAGACUGCACUGAUAGGUUUUGGCUGUUGUGAGAAGUUUCUGUUUCCCACUAUUUCGAGCACUGAUUCCUCACAAACCACAUGUUUUGUUCUUGUGCUCAGUAUUUAACUGUCCAUCUGCAACUCCAACACUUGUCCAUGCUCAAUGCCACAGAGUGUAGAAUAGACACUUUUUGUUGCCUUCUUGACAUUGCAGAGGCAUAUGUGAUCUGUGCACAAUGGAAAUGCGGACUUAGCUGGUCUCUUUGUGUAAUUAGGCACCAUUAAAUAAAGGGCUUUGUUGCAUGUUGUCAUGUCACUCCGUUCCAUGUACGGCAAGUAUCAAAAACUAAUUGCUGCACCUCCUGUGCACACAUAUUAUCUGUUUCAGAACUAUUUUAUAUUGGGUGAUGUUCUUCAGUACAUUUCCAUUUGUGUAUAACAGCAAAAUCAGUGUAGAAAAUGUUUACUAUUUAGUAUGACUAUUUCAGUCAUGCACACAAAUUAUUAUACUUCUGUGAUCACUGUUGUCUUUAAAAUACUAUGAAUGCUGUUUAUAUGAGAGAAACAUUGGGAAAAAAUGAGAAGAAUCCAUUUCACAAUUUCAUUGUGAUCAGUUUAUGAAAUCUCCCUAUUUUAUUUUAUACCUCUAUCCAACUGCGUCAAAAAGAUGGACCAAAUUCUAUAUUGCUUAUGUCUAGUAUUUAAGUGGUGCUGUCAGCAGAGAAUAAUCUGUGAUAUGUUAUAUGGAUUAUAUUCCACAGUAUUGUUAUUGUCUUAUUCUGAGUGUGAUCCUUUGAUGUUUCACAUUUAUAAAUUCUGUUGUGAUGUGCUAAUUCAAGCAGAAAAUAAAGUAACAAAUAAAAGAUGA